AUGGCAUCCCAGUCCAAGGAUAUAAUUGCCGCCCUCGACAACUUCAGCCAUGCCUCAUUUAACGGCGACGAGGUAGAACGACUCCGUGUUCGUGCGGCGGCUCGGCGACUGCUUGCCAGGGUUGAGUCACCAUAUGAACGGGCCUGGGGUUUCUGCUUUGAGCACCCUGUUGUCUUUGCCGCCUUGCAAACCUGCAUUGAUCUUGGUCUUUGGAAGGCCUGGACAGGUGCCGGGGGUGGUGAAAAGUCCAUUGAUGAUCUGCUGAAGUUGGUUACACAUGAUAUCGAGCCAAACCUCUUGCGGCGACUAUUCCGUCUCUUGGCCGCUUUCAACGUCGUGGAAGAAACUUCGGAAGACACGUUCAAGCCGACCCCCUUUUCACAUGCCAUCGGGGAUGAAAGCACCAAAGUUCGCGCGUCACUUGAAGCAGCAAACUACCAAUAUAUCCUGGCUGGGCACAAUCUACCGAAAUACCUGGCCAAGAUUGGCUAUAAGGAACCCGCAGCGGCAGAUGUCAACAACCAUACGGAGAGCGACCCCGAUGGCCUCAACUUCUUCGGGCGCUUGCAAAAAAGCCCCGAGUGCUACGAAGCCUUUACGGGCCACAUGGAAGCUUGGACGGCUUGGAAGACGCCGUGGACCAAACUCUACGACCCUCGCAAGCUCCUCGAUGGCGCCAACCUUAGCGACGGAUCGCCACUCGUCGUUGACGUAGGGGGAAACACUGGCCUUGACAUUUCCCACGUUCUUAACGUGCUGCCAGAUCUGCCCGCUGGGGCGCUGGUCCUGCAGGAUCUUCCCGAGAUCAUUGCCAAGGCCAAGGUUGACGAGAAGAUCACGGCUAUGGUUCACGACUUCUUCGAACCCCAGCCGGUCAAGGGGAGCCGUGCAUACUUUAUCCAUGCAGUCCUCCACGACUGGCCGGAUUCCCAAGCCACGCAGUUGUUGCAGAAUACCCGAGAGGCUAUGGUUAAGGGUUAUUCUAAGCUCUUCGUUUACGACAUCGUGAUGCCACCGAAAGGCGCGAGCAUCAGCCAGACUACUAUGGAUGUAGAGAUGAUGUGCCUGCUCUCAGCUGCUGAGCGCACUAAGAGCGCCUGGGAAAAACUCUUAACUGGCGCCGGUUUCAAGAUAAUUAACUUCUGGCCUGACCCGCAAGAGUACGAGAUGCUAAUCGAGGCUGAGAUAGCUUAG
Molecule: messenger RNA, 1194 nt
Organism: Scedosporium apiospermum
Lineage: Eukaryota; Fungi; Ascomycota; Sordariomycetes; Microascales; Microascaceae
Exons: 4
Coding region: 1-1194 (397 amino acids)
Molecular function (GO): O-methyltransferase activity
Source: RefSeq, a predicted model, not a curated record